GGGACGGGGCGCAGCGCUCCCCGCAGCGCCAUGGAGCCGAGCGCGCGGGAGCCCCUGCUGAGGAAUCCCAGCUCCACGUACCGGACCCUGCCCCGGAGCGCUGCCAGGAGGCUGGACAAGGAGUACCUGGACAGCCUCCACAACAAGCGGCUCUACCUGGCCGCCUUCGCCGCGGUCCUGGGCAACUUCAGCUUCGGCUUCGCCCUGGUUUACCCGUCGCCCGUGAUCCCCGUCCUCGAGGCGUAUCCCGUGCCGGCCCUGGCGCUGGACCCACACAAAGCCUCCUGGUUUGGGUCGGUGUUCACGCUGGGGGCGGCCGCGGGAGGCCUCAGCACCAUGGUCCUCAACGACCGCCUGGGCCGCAAGCUCAGCAUCAUGUUCUCGGCCGUGCCGUCCGCCGUGGGCUACGCGCUGAUGGGCAGCGCGCAGGGCGUCUGGAUGCUGCUGCUGGGGCGAGUGCUCACGGGCUUCGCCGGCGGCAUCACCUCCGCGUCCAUCCCGGUCUACAUCUCAGAGAUCUCCCACCCCGGCGUGCGGGGCCUGCUGGGCGCCUGCCCACAGAUCAUGGCUGUGCUGGGCUCCCUCGUCCUGUAUGCGCUGGGUCUGGUGCUGGACUGGCGCUGGCUGGCUGUGGCAGGGGAAGUGCCGGUGCUCGCCAUGAUCACCCUGCUCUGCUUCAUGCCCAACUCGCCCCGGUUCCUGCUCUCCCAGGGGAAGGAGGACGAAGCCCUGGCAUCGCUGUGCUGGCUCCGGGGCAAGGACACGGACUAUGCCCAGGAGUACGAGCAGAUUAAGGACAGCAUGAGGAAGCAGAGCAGGCGGAUCUCCUGUGCAGAGAUCAAGCAUCCUUUCAUUUACAAGCCCAUCUUGAUCUCCGUGCUGAUGAGGUUCCUGCAGCAGCUCUCUGGAGUAACCUGUGUCCUCGUGUACCUGCAGUCAAUAUUCAAGAAAACCUCUGUGAUUCUGAAACCAGAAUAUGAUGCAGCUCUUGUCGGACUCAUUCGCCUCUUCUCAGUCGCGAUUGCUGCCGUGUCAAUGGAUAAAGCUGGGAGGAAGAUUCUGCUCUUUGUAUCAGCUGGUAUCAUGCUGGCCUCAAACCUGACCAUGGGGCUCUAUGUCCACUUCACAUCAUCUUCCCUUAAUGGUACCACCACCAACGAGACCCUGGUGAGCUUGGCCAGCCACGAAGCUCAGCCGAUGAACUACAUCACCCUCAUCCCCCUCCUGGCUACCAUGUUCUUCAUAAUGGGCUACGCCAUGGGCUGGGGUCCCAUCACCUGGCUGCUGAUGUCGGAGAUCCUCCCUCUGAAAGCCCGCGGGGUGGCCUCAGGCCUCUGUGUUGUCGUGAGCUGGCUGACCGCCUUCAUGCUGACCCGGUUCUUCCUGCCUGUCGUGGAAAACUUCGGCCUCGAAGUGCCAUUCCUCUUCUUCGCCAUCAUCUGUGCUGGGAACUUCCUAUUUACAGGCUGCUGUGUCCCAGAAACCAAAGGCAGGUCCCUGGAACAGAUCGAGUCCUUCUUCCGGACUGGCAGGAGGUCGUUCAUGAGGUAGGAGCUCCUGCCUGCCCAAUGCGCCAGGUCACCAGCCCACAGGAUUAAGGGAUAGAAAUCUUCAUGCUGCUACAGCUGGAAGCUGGAGUUCUCCACAAAGAACGUGCUCCCUCCAAGGGGAAUUGAGGAGGUGGCAAUGAGUGACUUACUUUGGGUAUAGACAUUCCCAUCUGGAAGGUGACCUUUUCUUCCCAAGACAUUCAACACUAUCUAAGAAUCCAGGGCUCUCCAGGCAGCAAAUCAACCUGAGGUAUAGGACCAGGUCUAGUGCUAGGCUGGAAACAAAGAUGUUCUACCAAUAAAACAUGUGGCUGCAGACAAGAGCCCUUGUACUGCCCCUGCACAGUGGCCACCAGAGCAGCUCAAGAGCCACAGGGCUUGGUUGAAACACAGUUAAC
Messenger RNA from Nothoprocta perdicaria, 1948 nucleotides. It is a transcript of the gene SLC2A6, whose product is annotated as solute carrier family 2 member 6. Gene Ontology annotation, biological process: transmembrane transport. NCBI's taxonomy places the organism in Eukaryota, Metazoa, Chordata, Aves, Tinamiformes, Tinamidae. Gene Ontology annotation, molecular function: transmembrane transporter activity. The record is from RefSeq and is a predicted model, not a curated record. The transcript is spliced from 10 exons. Gene Ontology annotation, cellular component: membrane. The coding region runs from base 31 to 1551 and encodes 506 amino acids.